Molecule: messenger RNA, 828 nt
Organism: Olea europaea var. sylvestris
Lineage: Eukaryota; Viridiplantae; Streptophyta; Magnoliopsida; Lamiales; Oleaceae
Product: protein MIZU-KUSSEI 1-like
Exons: 1
Coding region: 1-666 (221 amino acids)
Biological process (GO): hydrotropism
Source: RefSeq, a predicted model, not a curated record
AUGGACACACAUGUAGCCGCCUGCCACAGAGCCCGCACUGGAUUCUCGGGACUUCUUCGAUCACUCCUUCAUAUUAGCUCAUUCCCCACGAUUCUUCUUAGUUGCAGAUUGCUUCAUAUUUCAACCCAAUUGUCGAUAACACCCUCGCUCGGACGGAAAGUCACCGGAACCCUAUUUGGGAACCGGAGAGGUCAUGUCACCUUUUCCGUUCAAGAAUACCCGAGAUCGGAACCAAUUUUACUCAUUGAACUUGCAGUUUCUACAUCAAGCCUGGUGAAAGAGAUGUCUUCUGGGCUAGUAAGGAUUGCGCUGGAGUGCGAGAAAUGCCCGCCGCUGUCUGAAGACGGCCGGCCUCCGGUGAGGCUGUUCAAUGAGCCAAUGUGGACUAUGUACUGUAACGGUAGGACAUGCGGCUCCCCUCUUUCACGCGCAUGCACAGAUUCCGACUGGCACGUGCUGAGCACCGUUCAGACCGUCUCCGUCGGUGCUGGAGUGAUUCCGUUGGUGAAUGUCGGCCGGAAGAAUGGUGCAUCUGAAGGGGAGUUGCUGUACAUGAGAGCCAGGUUUGAGCGAGUUAUAGGGGGCCAUGACUCGGAAGCUUUCUAUAUGUUGAACCCGGAUGGCAGCGGAGGGCCUGAACUCGGUAUUUUUUUACUUAGAAUAUGAAAAAAAAAAAAAAAUUAUUAGAAUUUUAUUUGUAAGAUAUAGUGCUUGUGUAUAUUUUCAUUUUGGAAAAAUAAUAAUGUUUAGUUUGGAAGAGCUUGUAUUUUUAAAUCUAUAAUUAUACAACCAUAUUGUUUUAAUUAUAGGGUUCUGCUCAUGUAACAA